Messenger RNA from Zerene cesonia (dogface butterfly), 615 nucleotides. Its product is annotated as sodium-dependent nutrient amino acid transporter 1-like. Lineage: Eukaryota; Metazoa; Arthropoda; Insecta; Lepidoptera; Pieridae. The coding region runs from base 1 to 615 and encodes 204 amino acids. The transcript is spliced from 4 exons. Gene Ontology annotation, biological process: sodium ion transmembrane transport. The record is from RefSeq and is a predicted model, not a curated record. Gene Ontology annotation, molecular function: L-amino acid transmembrane transporter activity. Gene Ontology annotation, cellular component: membrane.
AUGCAUGAGCCUUCAAGAGCAAAUGUAGAAAAUGGAGAAAUUAAUAAAGGUUUUGAAACUAGCCCCGAAUCAAUUAAUGGAUCUGAAAUUAAAAAAGAUGUAGAAACAGAAUUAGACAAAAAAUUAAGGAUGAACAACGAAAGACUCAGCAAAAGACCAAAAUGGGACAAUCAAAUAGAAUUUCUUAUGUCUUGCAUCGCUACAUCAGUGGGUCUCGGGAACGUAUGGAGAUUUCCAUUUGUUGCUUAUAACAAUGGCGGUGGUGCAUUCCUUAUACCAUACAUUAUAGUACUUUUUGUCGUAGGCAAACCCAUGUACUACCUCGAAUUAGUGAUCGGACAGUUUAGCAACAGCAAUUGUGUAAGAGUAUGGGCAUUAUCACCAGCUAUGAAAGGUACAGGAUAUGCUCAGACCAUGGGUGCUGGUUACGUGCUUUCGUAUUAUGUUUCCAUCAUUGCAUUGUGCCUAUACUACUUAGCGAUGAGUUUUAGCUCCACUCUUCCCUGGGCGCUCUGCGACCCCUCAUGGACAGAUUGCGUACCUUCGGGAGAGAUCGUGAACAUGUCAGAAAUACAAGGCAAUGCAGUUAGUAGCGCUGAACUGUACUUCACGUAA